CACCAAUGGUGAGUCGGUCGGCAGCGACCGCCUUCUCACUUGUGUCCAUGCGUAGAUGAAUCUCUCUACGCCAUUUCCUUUGAGGACGAUGAAGAAGCAUCGCCCCCGCCUCUGGUAGACGAAGCCGUCGAGGCAGUCUUUCAGCAUACACCCGCCACAUCGCACUCUCCAUGCACAGACCAUUCAGGACAAAUUCGUUCCAGCAGCAUCAGCCACGAUACAACACUCAAUAAGGCUAGACAUACCACGCUGGUCAAAUCGCAGAGCUUCCAUCUUCCAGAGGACUCGCUUCAUCUCUCGGCAAGCAAGCCCAGCAACGACUUGAUUUGGAUUCAACAGUUCGAUCCGCGAACGAGGACAUUCUACUACAUCAACGCCACCACGGGCGACUGUACCACCGUCAAGCCUCGCUUCGUAUCGAAAGCCAAAGCUCGUGAUCCAUCGCAUGCGGCGGCGCUCGUCAUCCAGUGCGCCGCUCGCGUGCGUCGUGCCAGGCUCAUUGUGAAGUCCUUGCGAGAUGCGCCGGCAUUCCAUGCCGUCAACGAACACGCCACUGCCACCACGGACGCGUCGGCCAUCAUGCACGAAGCGUACGUUCGAAAAUGUCGCCAUGUCAAUGUUCUGCUCGACGAUCUAUCGCUUGCGAUUUCCCACCGCCAUGUCAUUGCCAGUCACCACGACGACGCUCAGAUGGUUGCAUCUCUCGCAGCGUUGCAUGCAGAGUUCAAAGACACAUGGACGUAUAUCAAGUCGACGUUCGAUGCCACCAAACAGGUCGUUGAAGACCCCGCGGCGCUCCUGCACCUGCACAGCGAAGACCUGAAUACCACGCUGGUCCAAGUGCGCAAGGCGUGUCUGCAACUGCAUCGCACUAUCGCGUCGCACGACGAAUCGUUCAUGGCGCUGGAUCUGUUUCGGGUGAACCAAGCACGGCUCCAGUUUUCCAAGUGGUCUGUCCCUGCAGCUCACGAUGAUGGAGCGCUGCACAAGGCGCAUUUGCGCGUGGAAGGCCAGCUGCGCAAGACGAUGGGUGCUGCGGGGUUUCAGAGUCUCACGGGGGGCAUGGCCGUCCCUCCGUCGCGAUCGUUUACCGAAUGGCAUGGCUCGGUUGUGGCCAUGUUGGCGUCCGUGGCGGCAUACGAAGCAUUGCUGGAGAUCGACGCAAGUUCCCCAAGCACCAGUGGCAACAACACUAAGGACACUUUAAAUAUCGAGAACAUUGGUAGUACGCAAGGCACAUUGUGUGAAGCAGCAGCAGUACUGCCGUCCCAACUGCAAUCCACGUCCGCAGGAGAUAGUCGUGUCCUUCCAAAGCAAGCGAGACGUACAAAGAUGUCGUUGGAUAUCUCCGAGCUGCGCCAAUGCUGGAUCGACGGCGUCAAGUUACGCGAGGCAGACCUAGCGGCCGCCGCUCAAGCCGAAAAGGACGCGAUUCAUAUGCGCGCAGUGGAGCGGCAGGCCAUUCAAAGCGCCCAGGAGAAGUUCCGCAACGACCAGCACAAGCGGAAAUUGACCAUUUGGGAAGCAGUCAUUGAAGGAUGGCCUGUGGAGAAAAUCAACCAGCUCGCGGUUGCAGAGGGCAAAAAGGCGGCUCAAGACGGUGCCGGAGCUUUCCGACUGCGCGAUUCGCAAGCUGAGAACGGCCGCACGCUGCUCCAGUUGGCCUGCUGGUCGGGUCAUGUGCAUUUGGUACGAUAUUUCGUGGACAAGGGGUCCAACUUGGGGCAAUUCGACUGCGUGAACAAUCGGUUUUCGCUCCUUCACGACGCCGCCCGCGCAGGUCGCGCCGAUGUGGUGCGCGUACUUCUGGAAUAUGGACUGCCAUGCAAUAUCCUCGACAACUAUGGCGACAACCCAGUGCACUGGGCGGCGCGGCGAAAUCACGUCGAUACGGUGCAGGCGUUGUUGGACUUACCAUUGAAAGACGUAGCCACUGCCUCCCCUACAGUCAUUUCAACAGCCCAAAUCACACGAUGGCGAAGUGUGCUGGCCACCAACGGUCGCGGCAAGCGGCCUGCGCACCUCACGACCCUCCAUCGGCUCCGCACAAUCCUGAUGGGUUUGACUUGCCAUCCUUCAUUCAUUCGUUACGCAUGUGGCGUAGACUUUGAACUGGUGGCUCAAGCAGGCUUGGAACAGUACAACCGCCAAGGGGCCAGCGAAGCAGCGAUGCUCAAACGCAGAGAUGGGCUCGGACCACCCCCUGUGAAGAGGAUCCCCUUGACGUCGGGUGGGGGGAAUAGUGGUGGCAGCAGUCGGGGGAUGGUUCCGCAGCGGUGUCACGUUGAUGUAGCCGACUCCGCGUCACCCCCCUCCUCCUCGUCGCCGUCCACUUCGGGAGUCCGAACGACGGACCCCCCUGUCGUCGACGGUCGUCGGCAACGUGAAUUCCGCGUCAAACAAGCCACGGCUCGUGCGGUCAAGAACUUUGAAAAGGAAGGGCGCAAGCAUGCCAACGUGCAAUUGGCAGGUCGAGUGUUCAGGCACAGCCUCCAACCCACGAGCAGUGCGUUCGCCAUCAAGACCGACGACAUGGAUAUAUUCCUCGAUCAUGUCGUAGAGUAAUGGAUAAUUGAAACGCAAGAUAGUUACGA
This is a messenger RNA of Aphanomyces astaci, 2594 nucleotides long. RefSeq lists its product as hypothetical. The transcript is spliced from 5 exons. Gene Ontology annotation, molecular function: protein binding. The coding region runs from base 580 to 2565 and encodes 661 amino acids. NCBI's taxonomy places the organism in Eukaryota, Oomycota, Saprolegniomycetes, Saprolegniales, Verrucalvaceae. The record is from RefSeq and is a predicted model, not a curated record.